AUGGCUGGUUUGAUUUCUUAUCCGCCUUCGAACGACCUGGAAUAUUACCUCAACGAAAUUUUGUCCUUAGUAGAGACCUUGAUCAAAAUAUACAAAUUGAACUCCCAAGGGCCCGAAAGGCUUGAACCGAGGUCUUUCUUCCAAAUUAGGGGAGUGAUUAGCUCAACAAUGCUGGUUACCCUCACCGCACGAGAAGCUUCGACCCGGACAAGAGGCCUGUAAGUAAUGAGAGAGUGGCCCAAUGCUGCAGGUACACCGGAAGAGAUGUAUGACGGCAAGAGGAUUGCUCUCGCAAUAGAAGCAGCAGGCAUGGACGAUCGUAAUAGCGAGAACAAAGAUAUUCCCUACGGAAAAUACAAAUCCAUCCCCCAGUUUCGAGAUACGAUGGAUGAAGUUAUCGGUUCUCUUCAGCGAAGGUCGUUUCUUUGGGUUGGAGAGGUUGGAGACUUUGGACUAGGGGGAUUGGCAACCUUGUUUGGGUACUAUGAGGAUAGUGCUGUGCAAUUGGAAUUUAUAGAUCCUGAAGCUCCGCCAUCAGGACCAAUUUCUAUACUGCCAUCCAAGUGA
Hymenoscyphus albidus is the source of this 567-nucleotide messenger RNA. The record is from the annotation of a GenBank genome assembly. NCBI's taxonomy places the organism in Eukaryota, Fungi, Ascomycota, Leotiomycetes, Helotiales, Helotiaceae.